CGGCCACCGAAAGGCUUCAAGUAGCGCUGGAGGACGGAGGCAGCGACCGCUCGCCGCGUGUUAUCGCUCGCGCUUCUCUCCCUAUCGCUGCCGUCGUGCUGUUUGUGCGUUGGUGCGUGCGCGAGUUUGUGCACGUCUGUUCUGCGCUGCAUCCCAAGCAGACAAAACGACGAUCGUGUGUCUGUGUGUGCGUGCGUGUGGGUGGACUGUUUGGUGUGCCGUCGGCCCGUGUUCACAUCUCGAGCGCGGGUUGUGCACUUUGCUGGGUGCCGUCUGCUCGGCGGUGAUUUCUCCGGGGCCAUGUUUCUGCCGAGCCUGCGUCGGCGGCGCCGGCUGCGUUUCGCCGUAGACGAAAAGGCGUCAUCGCGUUCGCGGAGGCGUACGCACGGGCACGGUAUCGGCGUCGCCAGCGCCGCCGCUGAGUGAGAGUGCCGCUCUCGCCGGUGCCGGCGCGGCCCAGCCGAAAUCCGGGACCCGUCUACAACAUCAUCGUCGCUUGCCCCGGCGUUGGAGGCGAGUGAGCCGUUCGCCCCUCGCUCAGCUUUCCCGAAAACGACCCCGUGACUGGGAGUAAAGGGAGAGGAGUCAUCGGCCGGCGCGGCGCGGUUCCGGAGAGAAGCGAGAUAAGCCCGGUUCGGUGCUCGGCGCCUGGACGGACGUCGCGCAUCAACAACGAGGACAGCCCGCGUUGUGGUUGCCGGCAGAGUCUUUCGAGGCCGCCAGAUCCGUCCCAAUCGUCCCGUCGUCCGUUCGACUGACGGGUGACCAUCGCGGCGCGGCUCACACCACGUCGUUUAUUGGGCCACUUGCCUCCCCGUUGAAGCAGCGCAGUCCUGGCGGCGGUAACGCUGUCGGGCUGCCCGCACUGCUGCAUGGACGAGGGCCGCUUCUGCGUCCUCUCGGCCUACGACAUGAACGGCCUGCCCUCCUCCCUGGACGCCAGAGGGGGAGGAGGGGGCACGGCCGGCACAAACACCGCGACCGCCAUCACGACUACCGGCGGCGCGGUAACCACCACCUGCACGGGCUCGGUGGGAGGAGCAGACGGCGACCUGGGCUCGAGCUCCACGAGGACCCGCUCGAUGUGCGCCAGGGCCUGUGCCUCCUUUUCCAGGCUUGGGCGGUGGGAGGUGUGGAAGGCGCUGCUGCUCGGUCAAGUUCUGUCGGGCCUCCUCUGCGGCACGGGAGUCACCAGCCAAAUCCUGCAGUCGCAGCACAACCUGCAAAUCCCCACGGCGCAGAGUUUCGUCAACUACGUGCUGCUGUGCGCGGUGUUCACCACGUGGCUGGCGUGCCGGGGCGGCGACGCGGGCCUCAUACCCGUGCUAAGAGCCCGCGGUGGACGCUACUUCCUGCUUGCUUUGGUGGACGUCGAGGCGAACUUCCUGCUGGUCAAGGCCUACCAGUACACCACGCUCACCAGCGUACAGCUGCUGGACUGCUUCACGAUUCCGGUGGUGCUGGCGCUGUCGUGGCUCGCCCUGAAGGUGCGCUACCAUCCGGUGCACGUGCUGGGCGUCAGCGUGGCGCUCCUGGGCGUCGGCUGCCUGGUGUGGGCGGACGCGCACGAGGCGUCCCACUCGGCGGGUCACGUGUCCGCGACGCCCAAUCGGCUGCUCGGCGACAUGCUCUGCCUCGGAGGUGCCGCACUCUACGGCAUUUCCAACGUGGCGCAGGAGGCGUCCGUCAAGCUGUGCGGCACCGUCGAGUUUCUGGGCGCGCUGGGGCUCUUCGGGAGCGUCAUAAACGGCAUACAGCUAGCCUUACUGGAAAAGGAACAAGUGGGCGAAAUUCGAUGGGAUGAUUGGCAAGAAGUGUCUAUGCUACUGGGCUUCUCUGGGUGCCUGUUCCUGCUGUACCUGCUGAUGCCGGUGGUGAUUCGGCUGUCGAGCGCCACUGCCGCGAACCUCUCCAUCCUUUCAGCCGAUUUUUACGCCCUCGCCAUUGGCGUAUUCGUCUUCCAUUACAAGUUCCACUGGCUGUACAUGGUGUCCUUUAGCCUGGUAAUCGCGGGCGUGGCGCUGUACUCGGCCAAGCCGACUCCUCUGGGUCUCGGACACCAGGAGGGGGACUCGGAGGAAGCGCUGGCCUACACACCUUCAGGAGUAGGAGUAGCCGGAGGCGGUUGCCACGUGACCCAGUACGGGUCAUCCGGCACAGAGCACGGCAUGGCGCCUCUUAUCUCCGUGUCGCACGCCGUAAGCGUGCAUGCAUACGGUACGCACCAGCACGAGCCGAGUCCCAAGACCAACGGUGCUGUCUCCUGAUCAUGCGGCUGCCCAGCGCCACCGCCCGCUACGCCAACACCGACGACCAACGUUGCUCAAUGAAUCACCAACGCCACGCGCCUUUCCCUCUGGUUGACGCCGUGGGUUGGUUUGCGCGAACGAACGUAUUUUUAACAUUUGAAGGCUUGGGAACAUCUCGGUGUCAGUGUGGAUCUUAUGGAACCUGCCCGUGUGGCCCUGCCGAAUAACGUGUUCAAAACUGCACUCACAUGCUCUGUAACCGCGCACGUAUGCUCGCUACCGCAUGUGUGAUAAGAAAUAUACUGAACAGGCUUAAUGGCCCUUCAGUGUACUCACAGUUUUGUUCAAUGUGCGAAAGAUACCGGACACCAUUGUGGCAUUUAGGUUGUGUUCCUUGCCUACUGUAUGGUCUCACUGUACAGGAAAAUUGGGGAAAAUUUAAUUUGUUGAUAAAUAAGCAACACGUGUUUUAUUUUCGUAUGCUGAUCCAUUAAGAAAAACAAUCAUGAGUUAUUCAUUGUUUUGUUAUCUUUUGCUCAAGUGAAGUUUUAGGUACGAGUUCAGGAUUGUUGUGCCUGAUAAGAAGCAAUCAGCACUGAGGUUCUUUUUUUUUCUUGCAUCUACUGCAAGAAGGUUUUCUAGGUUGCGAAAGCAAGUUGUCCUGGUGCUUCUGCCAUGUGAACAUGUUAUUGGCAUAAUAAUCGUGGUAUGGCUUGAAAAACAAAAUGACAUGUGUUGCAGAGGAAGCAUGUGUCUUAUUAUUUGUUGUUACCUGGCGUAGUGACGUCAUGUUGUUCAAUAUCUACAUGUAUGACGCACGUAGAUCUGAUCUUGUUAAAAUGAAGAGCUCCUACUAGAUGCCUCUGUUCAAUAUGCAGGCAAAGUUCUGCGAAAUUUUAGCGCUGAUUUGUGUGAGCUAGACGAGUAUUGGGUCUACUAUAGUAAUUGAAUCACCUUUAUUUUUAUUACUGCAAGUUUGUGCGCAAAUAUCGGUGUUCUCUUGCAUAAUGAUGUUUUAUGGUUUUAGAAUGCACGUGUCCUUGGAUUACUUUGACUUCUUCCUGAAUUAAAGAAGGAAUGACAGAGCGUCCCUGAAUUUUAUGUGUUUCACCUAGGGCAUAUUAUCUUUUAUGCCUAAAACCCUCAACAAGGUGUCGAUAGCAGCUGCUCUACAGAAGUUAUGGCUCAAGCAAGCACUCAUCAUGUGCUUGCUAACAUUUAUUGCUUCCGGAAGCGAAUGUUAGAAACGACUGUUAUUAUCAGCCUGUGUAAACUUAAAGGGGAUCAAUAAAUCUCGAGGGGCAUUUUGGGUUCCUUUCGAAUUGGUGAAAUAAUUUUAGCGCCGACUUUAUUCUUGAUGCUGAGAAGUGACUGAUAGGUUGGCUGUUCUCCUUAUGUUGGGACUGAAUAUUACAUAAGUGCAAUAUAUGUUGAAAUAAGCAGAUUUUCUUUGAGCCAGUGUUUUAAAGUUUCAGGAAGUCUACGUAUUGUUUAAAGCGCCGUUAUAGUAGUUUAAGACAAACAAAUAAUGCAGUGUAAAUUAAAAGGCAAUGUUGAUUUUCAGUUUUUUUUUUCCCCCGCUAACUUGCUUCAAGUGAGGUAAGCGUAUUCAAGGUUCCUGUAAAGUUGAUUCUGGCUACCUUUAUAUAAACUUAUUUAUCUGGUUCCACUUUAUGCCUUUAACUUAAGUCUUGAGCGUGAACAAAUGUCUUGCUGUAUGUGCAUGCAUUGUGAUUAGGAAAGCAAUCUUUUCUUAGUUUUUUUUUUUCUUGGCAUUACCCUCGCUGGGUUUUAAACAGUUUUGCCAAGAAUGCUUUCUUCCAUGAUUCAGAGCUGCAAUUGGGCACGUGUUUCAUCUGCUUCAAUAGAGAAGCAUAUAAGAGCCAAGCGCUGUCCUUUUAGUUGAGUCGGUGGUAACGCCGAUUUUCUUUGAUACCACCUAUGCAGUACGGGUGCAUAAAAAUUUUGUAUCGUAUUUUUGAUCGCCACAAGUGCGACCGCUGCACUAUAGCAGGCCUUGCGGAUGGGAUUCGCAUGGAAUUUGCCUGUCCCAUGAUGGGAAGAUUUUGCAGCUUCCUUCACUGACGGAUGAAAACAUUAGUAUCGUCGAAUUUUGGGGGAUUUUUGCUCGUAGCGAGAGGAGUACGUCACUUGAUCUGAGCCGCUUCACCAUGUUUUAGGAAUAUUGACAAUUGUCUGGUGGUACUACAUUAAACUUUUAUUCGGAACUGUGAUCGCGUGUCAAGCUUCCGAAACGUUUAUUGGUCAGAUUGAUGGGCGAAUUUUCGAGAUACAGCAAUUCUACCAAUACCAAUACCAGUGCAUUUAUGUUCUAAUGUUGUUCACGGUAUGUGAAAGAACGACAAAGUGAGAAAGUGAUCGCUAAACAUCGUAUAAAAGUGCAUCUGUUAUAAAACAUGUUCCUUAAAAGGUAAAAGUUGGAAAAACUAAAUUUGAGCGCGCGCUGUUUAAGUACCCUAAAGUAAAUACUGCCCGCUAAAACGGGGAUUAAAGGAAUGCACUGAAACGACAUUCUGACAUUUCAGUACCUUCUUUUCAUUCACGUUUUACUGCAGUGCUUCCUACUUCACACUGAUGUGCAACAACUGGCCUGACACAAUGCUGUACUAUAUUUACUAGCUUGGCUCUAAAAGCACUUACACAUUGAAAGAACUUGCGCCGUAAUUUGCAAGCGUAAGCCGACGCAAAUCAUCAGCUUCGGAGCUGGCUACUGCUCACUGACAGCUUCAUUAGCGAAUGCAUGCCACCAUUCUUGAAGCGUUUUGCUUACUUAGUGCACAAAGAAACGAGUAAUAAUUACGCCAUUCCAAGUAUCCCCGGAUAAUACGGGUUGCCCAUGAAAUCACGUAGCAAACAAUACUAAUUAGUUUGAGGCGCCCACCGCGAAGCGUAGUGUAAUGUGUUUUGAUGGCAUUAAUAGGAUCCCGGAAGCUGAAGGCUCGAUUCAUGGUAAAGUGUAAUUUAUUCACGCAACACCACUAAUGCAAUGCAAGAAAACCUUGUCGGUGGCGAGCUGCUAGUCUUUCAGAAGCCGGUAUGUUUUGGUGAGUCCGGAUGGGAGCGGGAGAAAUGAGCCAGAAAGUGAAAAUAAGGAUAGUUUUGAAGCUAUAUCGAUUUCUGCCUGUGUGUGAGCUAGAACGCCGCUGCAGAACGGCUUUCAUAGCCUUCGUAGCUUUCGCAGCCUGAGAAAGAAGAGCCAUUUUCCAUCGUUUGUCCUACACACUCGCAGAACUGAUUGGCAGAUAAUUAAUGGGAAAUGCACUAUACAAAGGAAGCUCUUUUAUUUCGAGCUUUUUUUCUUUCUCUUAUUUUCAUGUUUCUAUGUCUGCUGCUAAGUCAUGGGCGGUUGUGAGAAGGUUCUUUCUUGACCGCACUCUCUCUCUCUCUCUACGCUUCUUCUUCUUUCCUUUCUUGUCAUCUGCGCGACGAACGCCGACGGUCAGCCAAUAAGUUAGUUGGAGCCUUAUAUUACACCUUAACAAAGUUCACUGACAGCUUUCAGUCUCGUUUGAGAGGUAAAAAUAACUCAGCGUCAAUGUGUAACGGCUCUCUCUCGAAAACAUCUUUACUUUUGACUCAUUUCGCAGCAAAGCUCGUGAAUGCGGCAAAAUGCGAGGACUUCGCGAUGAAAACUUUUUGGUUAGACAUCGCGGAAAAAGCACGAGAGUAUGCAUAUCAGUGAAACUACUGCUGGAAUUAAAGCAUUUGCGAAUGUUCUACGACAUCGGAGCAAACAAACAAAAAAAGGAAUAAUAGUAGUUUUUUUUAAUUGCUCGAAGCAAGUUGCAGGAAAGGUAAUGUGUGGCGAAAGCCUAUUUUGUGCUUAUCAAGCAUUGCGUAUUAGUGUAUCGAUCGAAACGAGCCAUGCAUACAAAACGUACAUUUGAAUGCGUAAGCAUUGUGUUGCGAGUACCCCAGCAAGAUCUCUUUGUCAUGCGAAAAGUUUAAUGCCUCCUAUUUGUACAAAAAUGCGUAGUUUGUGAAGUUAACACGUUUCAUCGUUGCAGUAGUGUAAAUCACACAGAAAAACCGUUACAGUCAGGUUGCCUUGAAAGCUUACUUUAUCGCGUAAUGGGCCCGUCUCCAGAGAAGCCUGCUGUGGGGCUGCUGAAUAUAAAAAUGACUGAUUUAUACAUCUCAUAAAAGUAUAAUAAUAGUAGUAUAAUAACAAUAAUAAUAGUAACGAAUGAUUGGUCGAGUUAAAUGAAGUGGGCAAACUCGCCGUCGCCGCGUUAAUGCCGUAACAAAAGAAAAAAAAAAAGAGGAAAGAAAAUCAAAUAUCACUGACCAUGCUCUCCGUGUACAUAUGGUUGACCAGCGAAGCUGAGGCAUGCGACCCCGGUUUUCGUAACUAGGUUAAUCGCGACGAUUCAUGAAAUGACGACUUCGUAGGCUGCCUGAUCCUCGGUAGACGAUGGCUGCUUGCGCUCGGCUGCACCAGCCUUAUCUCGUACCCGGCUGCAGCAUCGGCACGGAGUAGACGAGCUCGUUUGCGGUUCUGCUAGCGGCAUUGCUAAUCGAAAGCUGUCUGCUGCUCAGGAGUACGUAUGAUGCGUGGCCUGCCCAUUUCGGAGACUGAUAUAAACAGCUGCGCGCGCGCUCGGCUGCGAUGGAGAGCAACGACGUCACUAUUGGCGCAGCCAAUCGCGCGCCUCUCUUUCUCUGUUUUUCUCGCGCAUGCAGGAGCUUUCGGCGUACAGGCGAGAGACGGACGGACGGACGAGUCGUCUAGACAUAUAGAGUUUCCCUGUAAAAAGGCAAGAAAUAGCCGUGGUGAAACCGGUUGUCACGGCGCUCGGGCUCAAUUGAUGCGGUCGCUUUGAAGGGGCUAUGCAGCUUCCUGGCAACUCACCUCCAGAACGUUCAGUACACGCAUUUCAUUUGUUUAUCACGGGAAAAGCACUGGGUAGACAUGCAUGAGCCAGGAGAAACAAACAAGUACGCAGAAGCGAAGUAGCAGCCGAGCUAAAGAAUGCUUGCGCAUUAGUAUAUAAUACUUGGAAUUUCUACAGCGCUUUCUUGAUGCACUGCUCUAAUGGUGGUAAUGCGGGAUUUGUGUCGGAAGUUUGUCCAGCUUUCCGAGAGACUUGCUUAAUGUAUAUCGACCUACUGUACUUAUUUGAGCCGUUCUCUACGACAGCAAAAAUUGACUUUUUUUUUUUCGGAACCAAGCUCGACUUGUGUCAUCCCACAAGAAAACGGGCGGAUGCGACGCCUUUCAGCGUGUGCUUCUCAAAGUAGUCUUACUGAAUCAAAGCUCGUGUUUCCCUGGCAAAGGUACCGCAGAGGAAGGCGCACUCGUUUUGACUGUUUUGUUGAAGUAUAACAAUAAAUAGGAGAUAUGUGGAAGUGACGGCGUCCACCUCUCGAAUUCCUGCGACUGUAUGAAACAAAUUGCCCUGCCGUCCGAUCGUGUAGGACUCUCGAUGAACCACCUCUCCGAGUUCGAUUUGUUAGAUGUACUUGUACGCAUGUUCUUGAAGGUGACGGUGUGUCCAGUUGUGUCGUGUCGCGCAUCAACCAUUCCUGCACAUCAGAGACCACAGUUCUUUUCGUGGGAGUAUGUCAGCGCAAAUGGCUACCACCGACCUUCCGAAAGCCUUCGUUCCGAUUUGAAUCGGCAGAACUUCGUGGGGGGCCGCGUUCUUCGCGUGAAUCGCCGCGAUAUGUACACGUGCCCCGAUUCCGCCAGUAGAACGUUUAUUGAGCACUGACCGGUGUGUCUUUCUUUUUUUGUAGUGCGGUAUUUACGACUGAUGUGAAUUUAUGAGUGCGUAAAUAUUCUGAUGGCUCAAUGUGUUAAAUUGGUUCGCACGCCACGCAAUUUCAUGUUAUCUGCUGCGUAUCUUCUGUUUCAUUUUUGUGUCAUGUGGUUCGCAAGACGCGCUUUAACUGCGCCCAACUGCUUCAUUUUGGUUAGAUGUACGCUGUUAAAUAUAUGGUCGCCAUGUGUCUGUGUUAAUUUCUGUCGCUUCACACUACUGUGCCAUAGUUGCGUUCGUUGUUGCAAUUUUGAAUCAAAACUUGUGCAAUAAAGCUCAGAACAAACGCGAGAAGGUUCGACAUCAACCGUGCUGCGAGGUUUGUGAACAGCUGUUCUUGCGAAAACUCUGUGAACGCUGCCUAUGGGCAAUGCGGAACUGUUACUUGUACAUAUGCCAUGGAACACUCGGGCUUAGGUGGGAGGAGAAUGUUAUUUCUUGUUUCUCGAGCAUAUGUAGAAUAAAUUACAGUUCUUUUUAUCGAAA
Molecule: messenger RNA, 8518 nt
Organism: Dermacentor andersoni
Lineage: Eukaryota; Metazoa; Arthropoda; Arachnida; Ixodida; Ixodidae
Product: solute carrier family 35 member F2-like
Biological process (GO): transmembrane transport
Cellular component (GO): membrane
Molecular function (GO): transmembrane transporter activity
Source: RefSeq, a predicted model, not a curated record